CCCGGAUAACGUUCCCGGGGCUGGGGAUUUGCGCCCAUGUCUUGCAAUCUAAAGUCAUGGCAUCCAACGCUGAUGCUGAGGGGCAGACAAGGUAUUCAUAUGCGGUAUGAUGCGCAGAAUUGUCAUGGGCCUUACUUGAAGAACAUCUCAAGCCUAAUCCUUCAUACACGGGUGUAGAUACCCAACAGGCCAGUGUUUCGUCCCUAUCCUUUUGGUCCAUCAAUUAGUUGUCCUUCUCUUGCUCGCCUUUCAAAUAUUCAAUCUUCAAGUCCAAAGAAAAAUACUACAAUGGGUACCUCGAGCAGAGUCGCGAUCGUGACCGGAGCAAGCUCCGGCAUGGGCCAAGGUCUUAGUCGUGAUCUCGUGAGCAAAGGCUGGAAAGUUGCCAUGGCAGAUAUCCAGCCAAACGCAGAACUGUCGAAAGAGCUUGGCGAGGGAGCCGAUUUCUUCCAGACAGACGUAGCCGACUACAAUAGUCAAGCAAAGACUUUUCAGGCCGUAUUCGACAAGUAUGGAAGGAUCGAUGCGCUGUGCGCGAAUGCCGGCAUUGUAGAUAAAAGCUCAAUCUACAUAUUCAACCACCGGGGGUCAGACAAGAUCCCGCCGGCGCCGAGUACGCUAUGUACCGAUGUCGACUACAAAGGUGUUGUUUACGGAACACAGCUCGCUAUCCACUUCAUGAGGAAGAACAAAGUACCAGGUGGUAAGAUCGUGACGACCGUGAGCGCUGCUGCACUAUAUCCUCAUGAGACUUAUCCCGAGUACGAUGGCGCAAAGGCCGCUGUAUUGAACUUUGUCCGGGCAACAUCUCGAGUGCUCAAGAUCAAAGAGAAUAUUACAACAAACGCUGUACUUCCCGGUAUCGUCCACACGAACAUCAUUCCACAGGAAAUGGUAGAUGCGGUAUCUCCUGAAUGUAUGACGCCAAUCUCCUGCAUAAUAUCCGCCUAUCACUUGUUCCUUGAUGAAGCUGCAAACGAGAUCACCGGAAAAGCGGUUGAGUGCUCAGCAGACAAGCAUUUCUUCCACGAAAAGCCCCCUUACGCAAACGGUGACAUCACCAAGAGAACGGUAACGGUCUGGGAUCCGUUGUUUAAGAUGUACCAUCAUGAACUUUCUGAGUUGCCAGAUGCCAUUCCAUAG
Molecule: messenger RNA, 1143 nt
Organism: Mytilinidion resinicola
Lineage: Eukaryota; Fungi; Ascomycota; Dothideomycetes; Mytilinidiales; Mytilinidiaceae
Product: 15-hydroxyprostaglandin dehydrogenase
Exons: 6
Coding region: 289-1143 (284 amino acids)
Cellular component (GO): cytoplasm
Molecular function (GO): oxidoreductase activity, acting on the CH-OH group of donors, NAD or NADP as acceptor
Source: RefSeq, a predicted model, not a curated record